Penicillium roqueforti is the source of this 1362-nucleotide messenger RNA. RefSeq lists its product as uncharacterized. The record is from RefSeq and is a predicted model, not a curated record. Lineage: Eukaryota; Fungi; Ascomycota; Eurotiomycetes; Eurotiales; Aspergillaceae. The transcript has 2 exons. Gene Ontology annotation, biological process: lipid metabolic process. Gene Ontology annotation, molecular function: phosphoric diester hydrolase activity. The coding region runs from base 1 to 1362 and encodes 453 amino acids.
AUGAGCCCUUUCCGCCCUCCCCAGACCAAUUCGGUAUCCAGUCUUCAUUUCGAUCCAUACAGAGACUCACUAGAUACGGAAUACCCGAAGGUCAAUGUACAUGUUGACUCUGUUGACUCUGAGCGAGUGGGGUAUCCGGCCCGCUCAUGGCGGCAAGUCUGGACAGCCUUGGCUUGGCCUUCAACGUCUUCCAUGCUGUCGGAAAACCCAGCUAAGCGCAAGCGAUCUUGUCGAUCGCGAUACUUACAUGGUCUCCGGCGUGCGAUUAUCGGAAUAUUCAUUAUGCUAGGCAUCAUCCAAUUUAUCUCCAUCGCUUGUGGUAUCGCCCUCUCAUUCUUCCCAGAUGAGUACGACCGUGCAGUUCAUAAUUGGCUACCCAGUACCGACGGUACGAACACAAUAGACAGCACGCGCUGGCCCACCGAUAUUUCGCGCGAUAUCGUCCCUGUUGGCUGUCACUCCCACAACGAUUACUGGCGCCGGGUGCCACUGUACUCCGCACUGCAGGCGGGAUGCAUAGGCGUCGAAGCCGAUGUCUGGCUCUUCGACGAUGAGCUCUACGUCGGCCACACCACAUCGUCCCUGACAGAGCGCCUAACCCUACAAUCUAUGUACAUUGACCCGCUAGUAUCUAUCCUCGAGCGCCAGAACCCAACCACUAGAUUUCACCGGGGAGGCCACAGCCAUACACAUGGUGUCUUCGGUACAGACCCUGCCCAAUCGCUCAUUCUUCUAAUCGACUUCAAAACCGCAGGCGCGGCAACCUGGCACGCUGUCAUGAAGCAGCUCGCUCCGCUCCGUGACCGCGGCUACCUAACCCACUUCAACGGCGACGAGCUCAUCCAAGGCCCCAUCACCGUCGUCGGAACGGGGAAUACACCCUUCAACCUCGUCACCGAAAACACCACCUAUCGCGAUAUCUUCUUCGACGCCCCGCUCGAUAAACUCGUCGGCACGGACCAGCCAGACAGCAGCAUCCCAGACGCAGCCCUCUUCCCGCGCACAGAUCUUGGCACAGAUCUUGGCCAAGGCCAAUCUGGUAUGCCGGCUGUAAUCACCGCGUCCACCUUCAACACUUCGAACAGCUUCUAUGCCUCUGUGUCUUUCAAAAAGGCAAUCGGCUACCCAUGGCCCUUCCACUUCACGCAGCGCCAGAUGGACCUCAUCCGCAGCCAAGUGCGCAUUGCACACCAACAUGGCCUGAAAGUGCGCUACUGGGCGUUGCCGAGCUGGCCUCGCAGUCUGCGGAAUCAUAUCUGGCGCGUGCUUGCGCAGGAGGGUGUAGAUAUUCUGAAUGUUGAUGAUUUGGUUGAUGCCACGAAGGGGGUUUGGAAUACGAGGGUCUUCGACUGGUGGCCGUGA